This is a messenger RNA of Drosophila erecta, 1242 nucleotides long. RefSeq lists its product as uncharacterized. The coding region runs from base 43 to 1242 and encodes 399 amino acids. Lineage: Eukaryota; Metazoa; Arthropoda; Insecta; Diptera; Drosophilidae. The transcript has 3 exons. The record is from RefSeq and is a predicted model, not a curated record.
AUCAUUUCGGACGGCAAGUCGGCAGCUUAAAAAAAAUUAUUCAUGAAUAACUCCCGCAUUCUGAGGACUACAAAUGUUGUGCUCUUACUUAUGGGUUAUCAAAGGCAUUGGUUUGAAAAAAAGGAGCAUAGAUUCCGAUUGUCCAUUCCCAGUGUACUUUACAUAUUUUUCCUCGGAGUUGUGUAUGCCGCGUGCUUCUCCCAACAUUUUGAUACGUCGUCGUCUACACUGAAAGUCUUGAAAGAUACAUCACCUUUCUUAUUUGGAUUAAUCAGGAUGCAUCUUGUAUUGGGAGCAAAAGCUUUUCUUUAUGCCGUAUAUUCUUCGGUGAAGGCUGUGAGUGCAGUUAACCGCCUGUUGGAAGCUCUGCCCAUUAGAAAUUCUGAAUUUAAGAAAGAUGAGGCCUUGGCCUACGUUUUACUGAGUUCAACCUUUGUUAUACUCUGCAGUUUUGCGAUCUACAUAGCAUAUGAAAUGAAAUUCGAGCCACCCCCCCUGCAAGAUGCUAUGCUUGGCAUGGCUCUAUUCUUUCCGCAUCUUAUUUUAGCUGGGUCCGUGAGAUUGUACAUAGUUUUAUCCUGGUUGAGUCGAGGACAGCUAAAAGAUCUUAAAAAAAAUGUGGAGGAGGAGUUAAGUGUUAAUUUGACGAUGGACACGGCAAAUACUGCUUCCACUUCUGUUACUGUUUUUACGAAGAGCUUGGAAAAUUUAAAGACAAAACUCGAGACUCUGGGAGCCAAUUUUUUCAUUUUUGCCCAGUCAUUAAAACAUUCUGUGAUGUUUCUUUUUGCCAUGCAUGCAAACUGCCUUUUGGGAGGAAUCUAUUCCUUAACGUACUACUGGAAUACUUGGUACGUUUUGUUCGAGGAUCGCAAGCGAAGAAUCUUCUAUGCGGCAAAUGCCUCAAUAUACGCCUGUAUUGCCAGUGAUUACAUUUGCCUGAUGGUUGUAUUGUUUACGAUGGAGAACGAGCGGCGAAACUUUAUUGAGGCUAUAGAUUUCUUGUUGGCACAGAGGAAAUUGUUAUCAAAAAAAUUGCGGCCUAUCGCCAAAGAUUUAAGAGGUGUUUUAAAAACAAAAGUUUGUUUUAAAUUUGAUAAGCCUGUUCAAUCAAAUAUCUGUUACGUCUGUUUGAUGGUAAGCGCUCAGGUGAUAAUAAUAACAUUGAUUGUGACUGUUCGUUAUCUGAAUGACGAAAUUUUGUUGCUUAAAGAAGAGAUUAGCAGCACGGACGAUGAUUAA